Messenger RNA from Toxorhynchites rutilus septentrionalis, 571 nucleotides. RefSeq lists its product as uncharacterized. NCBI's taxonomy places the organism in Eukaryota, Metazoa, Arthropoda, Insecta, Diptera, Culicidae. The transcript has 2 exons. Gene Ontology annotation, biological process: vesicle fusion with Golgi apparatus; retrograde transport, endosome to Golgi; macroautophagy. The record is from RefSeq and is a predicted model, not a curated record. Gene Ontology annotation, molecular function: SNAP receptor activity; SNARE binding. The coding region runs from base 122 to 460 and encodes 112 amino acids. Gene Ontology annotation, cellular component: late endosome membrane; endoplasmic reticulum membrane; Golgi apparatus.
UAAAUGUCAGACUCUGUUUGUUGAUGUUGUUUGUGUUUUCAAUUUUCAUAAUCAGCUGUUCUCUAAUUUUUGAAGCGUUUUGUUUUAUAUACAUAAAAGCGAAAAUAUUCACGUUUGGAAAAUGGCAAAUUUUGAUUGGGAUGAUCAUAAUCGUCGCCAGGUACAGGAAGGACGUGAAAUCUUAGAACGAACAUCGGCUAGCUUAGCUCGAUCCAACCAAAUCGCAAUCGAAACCGAACAAACGGGGCAUGAGGUCAUGUCCGAGCUGGAAGUUCAACGGGAAUCAUUGCUACGGAGCCAACGCAGAUUGGAAAGCGCCAAUGAUGGAUUAUCAAAGUCACGUUCCAUACUCCGGGCCAUGCAAAGGAACGUACUUUACAAUAAGUUGAUACUCAUUAUGAUUAUCGUUAUGGAAGUUUUGAUACUAGCCGGAAUGAUAUACAACAAAUUUAUUCAUUAGUUUGAUUCUGUACAUUCCUUAGAAUCUAUAUUUUUAAUAACCAAAGUUGUAGUGUUUACCCCCAUGCGAUGUAUUUUAUGAUCAUUAAAUUUUAUAUGCUGGACAUUUUAA